GGUGCCAGCGCUUACAUUCUGAAUUACCUAAUGUACAUCCUAUGGGCGUUGCUGUUUGCGUUUUUGGCCGUCUCCCUGGUACGAGUAUUUGCGCCGUACGCCUGUGGCUCUGGUAUACCCGAGAUAAAGACCAUCUUGAGCGGCUUCAUUAUCAGGGGCUACUUGGGCAAGUGGACCCUGCUGAUCAAGACUGUCACCCUGGUGCUGGUGGUGUCCUCGGGCCUGAGCCUCGGCAAGGAAGGGCCGCUGGUGCACGUGGCAUGCUGCUGUGGCAACUUCUUCAGCAGCCUCUUCUCCAAGUACAGCAAGAACGAGGGCAAGAGGCGCGAGGUGCUGUCAGCUGCGGCCGCUGCUGGGGUCUCUGUCGCCUUUGGUGCUCCGAUCGGGGGUGUGCUUUUCAGUCUGGAAGAGGUCAGCUACUACUUUCCCUUGAAGACCUUGUGGCGGUCCUUUUUUGCGGCCCUGGUGGCAGCCUUCACGCUGCGAUCCAUCAAUCCCUUUGGGAACAGCCGCCUCGUCCUCUUCUACGUGGAGUAUCACACGCCCUGGUACAUGGCCGAGCUCUUCCCCUUCAUCCUGCUUGGGGUCUUCGGGGGCUUGUGGGGAACCCUCUUCAUCCGCUGCAACAUCGCCUGGUGCAGGAGGCGCAAAACCACCAAGCUGGGGAAGUACCCGGUGCUGGAGGUCAUUGCGGUGACCGCCAUCACUGCCAUCGUCGCCUACCCCAACCCCUACACGCGCCGCAGCACGAGCGAGCUCAUAUCCGAGCUCUUCAAUGACUGCGGGGCCCUCGAGUCCUCCCAGCUCUGUGACUACAUCAAUGACCCCAACAUGACGCGGCCCGUGGACGACAUCCCCGACCGCCCGGCCGGGGUCGGGGUUUACACGGCCAUGUGGCAGCUGGCCCUGGCGCUGAUCUUCAAAAUCGUCAUUACCAUAUUUACCUUCGGCAUGAAGAUCCCGUCCGGUCUCUUCAUCCCCAGCAUGGCUGUGGGGGCCAUGGCAGGCAGGAUGGUGGGAAUUGGCGUGGAGCAACUGGCUUACCAUCACCACGACUGGAUCAUCUUUAGGAAUUGGUGCAGGCCCGGAGCAGACUGCGUCACCCCAGGGCUUUAUGCCAUGGUGGGAGCUGCCGCCUGCCUAGGUGGAGUUACCAGGAUGACGGUGUCGUUGGUGGUCAUCAUGUUUGAAUUGACGGGUGGUCUCGAGUACAUCGUGCCCCUGAUGGCGGCAGCCGUGACCAGCAAGUGGGUGGCUGAUGCCUUUGGGAAGGAAGGCAUCUACGAGGCCCACAUCCACUUAAAUGGGUACCCGUUCCUGGACGUGAAGGACGAGUUCACCCACCGCACGCUGGCCACCGACGUCAUGCGGCCAAGGCGGGGGGAGCCGCCGCUGUCCGUGCUCACCCAGGGCAGCAUGACCGUCGAGGACGUGGAGACGCUCAUCAAGGAGACCGACUACAACGGCUUCCCGGUGGUCGUCUCCAGGGACUCGGAGCGCCUCAUCGGGUUCGCCCAGAGGAGGGAGCUGAUUCCUGCCAUAAAGAACGCCAGACAGAGGCAGGAGGGCAUCGUGAGCGACUCGGUCAUGUACUUCACCGAGGAGCCCCCUGAGCUGCCAGCCAACAGCCCGCAGCCCCUGAAGCUGCGGCGCGUCCUGAACCUCAGCCCUUUCACCGUCACGGACCACACCCCCAUGGAGACGGUGGUGGACAUCUUCCGGAAGCUGGGGCUCCGCCAGUGCCUGGUGACGCGGAGCGGGAGACUUCUUGGCAUCAUCACGAAAAAGGACGUUCUGAGGCAUAUGGCCCAGAUGGCAAACCAGGACCCUGAAUCCAUCAUGUUUAAUUAGAAACAAGAUGGCAGUUUCUUUGAGAAAAAUACAACUGUGUCGUUUGAAAAGAAAUAAACAAAUGAUAUGUCAUCCUAAUGAAUGGUCGUACACUGGGGGCAGCGGAAACAAAAGCUUUGUUUAAAAGGAAGGGAAGAAGAAUGAAACUUAGAAAAAAUACAUUGGCGAGUAGGCAUUUUAUAGCUUUAACCCCUUAUGAGUUUCAAGCUGUGUUAUGAGUUUAGUAACUACUGUGGGGGCAUGUGGAUGGGUGUAAACGACAUGGUUUGUACAAGGACAUGGAACACCAUUGCUGAGUCAAGAAACAUUUGCCCCUUCAGUUGAAGGCUGGUGUUGGUGAAGCUUUGAGUCUGAAAGGCCAAGGGGUAUUGGCGUGUCAGCGUCCUUAUUUAUUGGUGCCUGAGGUUUGGCUGCUAUGUUACUGAAUCAGAUUAAAGAUAUUUGCACUUACUUUGUUGGAAAAGAAAAAUUAAAUGUGAACAUAGUGAAACCUGCAAGUAUGC
This is a messenger RNA of Lipotes vexillifer (Yangtze River dolphin), 2354 nucleotides long. It is a transcript of the gene CLCN4, whose product is annotated as Cl-/H+ antiporter 4. Gene Ontology annotation, cellular component: synaptic vesicle; Golgi apparatus; plasma membrane. The annotation marks the transcript as partial. Lineage: Eukaryota; Metazoa; Chordata; Mammalia; Artiodactyla; Lipotidae. The record is from RefSeq and is a predicted model, not a curated record. The transcript has 8 exons. Gene Ontology annotation, biological process: transmembrane transport; chloride transport. Gene Ontology annotation, molecular function: voltage-gated chloride channel activity.